Messenger RNA from Mesorhabditis belari, 348 nucleotides. Lineage: Eukaryota; Metazoa; Nematoda; Chromadorea; Rhabditida; Rhabditidae. The record is from the annotation of a GenBank genome assembly.
AUGUGCACGCAAAAUUUGGCCACGUUGACAAACAGCAUAACAGUCGGGAAAAAGAGCACACUGGGAACAAUGUCUUUUGGAUAUUCAAUCGAUACGACAACCAACUGUCUGAUCGCCAACUGGUAUUGUUAUGCCGAUCAGUUCAGUAGCACUCACUUUGAUGUCUAUGCGACUUCUUCGGCAACGGUACCAGUCUCCCAGUGGAAUACUUGCCUAUUUACGCUUGGAAUGAACUCGACUGACUCAACUCCGGGAUAUACGCCAUUCACUUGUUCGGCCUCUCAAACAUGGCAAUUCAAUCAGACAAACUUUGACGCCUGGAGUUGCUACGAUUCGUCAAAUUCUUGU